Messenger RNA from Sorghum bicolor (sorghum), 1865 nucleotides. Its product is annotated as E3 ubiquitin-protein ligase ATL41. The record is from RefSeq and is a predicted model, not a curated record. The coding region runs from base 694 to 1680 and encodes 328 amino acids. NCBI's taxonomy places the organism in Eukaryota, Viridiplantae, Streptophyta, Magnoliopsida, Poales, Poaceae. The transcript has a single exon.
UUAAAUAGACAAUGACGUGUGGGACCUACAUGUGGUGAGAGAAAAAACAAAACAAGAGAAACAAAGAUCUGACGGACAACAGAAACCCAGGACACAGGUGACAUCAAUGGGCAAAAAUAAAAGAUCGCGUGAUGACAGCCCCAAAACACAAGGAUGUUCAUUCGAUUUUCUGUUAAAAAAGAAUCCAUGCAUAAGUUGCCUUCGAACCACUACGAAGUUGACUUCGACCUUAUCCAAAUAAUGUCUACCAGCAAAUUCACCAAUCAUGCCUGCACCCUGAAUGAUCGAUCCAUGGAUGUGAAGCCCGGCAGUUCGACGACUAAACCUACACGCAGAGGAUACAAAAGAACACCAGUAAGUCAGCAACGACUCAACAUAAUUAUCCAGUUAGUCUUGUAUGAACAAUUGAACACCAGCAACAUGCAGUUUACAAGGUAAUCAUCAUAUGAUAUUUAGCACGUACGCAACGUCGUCAUGUCUUCUUAACCCAGGCCGAGUCCAGCUAGCGACCCAACUGAAAAUCUAUCAUGCACUUGGCAUGCAUGCGGCGCACACCUCCCCCUUUCAUGCCUCCGUCUAAACCUCACGUCAACCGCAGCUCAAUGAUUUGAUCGGUUCCCAGCGACAUGUCUCUGAAAUCAUCUCUAGACCAGGUCAUCGGAAUUGGACAUUCUUGUUGGAGCAGCAGCAGCCAUGUCCACGGCCGUCUCGCCGCCGCCCGACCCUUUGGCCGAUGCCCCGGAGGCACCCGGCACCUCCAGCUCCAACUUCACGCUGCUGUACAUCAUCAUCGCGGUCCUGGCCGGCGUGAUACUCUACAUGGCCAUCCGCCAUUGCCAGUCGGUCUUAGCCGAGUGGCGCCGGCUCCAGGCAGGUGGCCACGCCGAGGCCGAGGCGUCCGGGACGAGGCUCAUCGGGCUUAGCGCGGACGACAUCGCCGCGCUGCCCACGUUCACGUACCGGGCGCGGGACGCGUCGGCGUCGCCGUCGCACGGCGGCGGUAGAAGAAGCCGCAGCAAGGGGAGGACGACGCCGGGCCGGGCCGGGGCGGCGGUGGAGUGCGUCGUGUGCCUGCAGGAGAUGGAGGACGGCGACGUCGUGCGCGUGCUGCCCGCGUGCAGGCACUUCUUCCACGGCGGCUGCAUCGACGCCUGGCUGCGCGCGCACUCGACGUGCCCCGUGUGCCGCGCGCACCCGGAGCCCCAGCGCCCGCGGCUGGCCGAGGCUGCCAUGUCCAUGUCCAUGUCCCCGCCGCUGCCGCAGCUGCGACGGUGCGGCGUGUCGCCUGAGCGGCCCACGGCAUCGAGGGUCCUCGCGGACAUCCUGGCGCAGUCGCCGUUGAGGAACAGCUGCUCCUGCUCGACAAGCGGAUUUGGGGAGAACAUCACCGUCUCGAAAUCACCAUCGCCAAGGCUUCACUUCGGGUCGAGGACUCCGUCUCCGACGCCGCAGGUGUAUGGCAGGUUGGACGGUACAUGCUCAAAGACAGCGCCUCCGGGUGUGUCUGAAAUCGUGGUUGUCCCGUCCAAGUCGCCGUCGCCGAUGAGGUUCAGCACAAGCAGGCAGUUGACGGCGAGGAGCGUUGGAACAUUGGAAAGCAUAGAGGUGAUCGCAUCAGCAUCACCAUCACCGGCGCCAAUUAGAGAGGACGGUGGUGGUUCCCUGUCGAAGUCGCAGUAGCCGUCGCCGGUGCCACAUCGAGUAAUUGGUAGGGUGGUUGGAACUUAGAAGAGCAUGAAGAGGUCUUCGAGACGCAUUUGAUAUUUUCUGUGUGUAAUUCUUUUACUCUUUUAUUACGAUGAAAAAGGUUUUCUGUUUCUUUAAUUCAUAUCUCAAUACCCAGCAGCGGCGAUUGAUAUGACAAA